CUGAACCAACCCAAACCACUCCGCUCUGCAGCGCCACAAUAUUACCGAACCGGAAAGGGAUUUUGUCCAAACUGAAACUAGUGAAUCAUGAAGAGUCAGCGGGGUCAUCGCAGAAAAUCUUGGGGCGCAAGAUGUGGAAGGAGGAGAAGAAGUAGAAGAAGAAACAACUCCGGGUCACGUGAUUGGGUCGAGCAUCUUUUUUUGGUCCAUUUUGGAUGAUAGCAAGAGCUCCGUGCAACCCAAGAAAAUGACCAAACUGCAGUUUUUAAACGUCUUUUUGACUGAGCGGCUCAUGCUUGCUGCGCAGGAGAUCUACAAAUCUGUCGAGGACACGAUUUUAGAGUACCAGGAGGAGAUAGCGAUCCGGGAGCGGGAGAACGACCAUCUGAGACGCAGGCUGCGAGACGCUGGAAUUGAAAUAUGGCCAGGUUAGCUCCGCUGAAAGCUAACGAUCGUCCGUCUAUGGCACUGCUGGACGAGGAGGAUGGUGAGCAUCCACGCCGCGAGUGGAGUCCUAGCAUGGGGCACGAAGAGCGUAUCCCUAUUCAGAUUAAGGAUAAAAGAGAUCUCCGGACCAACCAAGGAGAUGAUCAGCUUCGGGGCCACGGCUCUUGCAGCACACCAGAGAACAUGUUCACUCCCCCGCGUGUUGGAAAUGAAUAUCCCCAGGAAGCCCCCCACACAUCCAACCUCCCGCAGAGUCAAGGUGUGGAGAACAGGGAGCGGGACCCUGGAUCUCGAGGCUCUUCGAGGCAUGUGAAAGUAGAAAGUGCAGGAGGCCACAGAGGCUCUUCUUCCUCUAACAGUGGCGCCCAGCCCCUCGCGCCAGUCAACCCUAACUGCUCAAAUGAGAACAACAUUGACAUUAUUGGGGUGGAGAAUGGAGGACAGAUGGUUGGUGCUAAGGGUACGGGAACUGGAGCUAACAGAGGACAGCAGGCCUCUCAUAUGCGCAACCAAGGAGCCAAUGCCGUAGACUGCCCCCAUCAAAAAUCCCCCCUACAAGGACACAUGUCGUCCUUUUGCUGCAAGGUUUGUGGCGAGGCAUUCAGUCAUGUUGGCCACCUGCAUGUGCACGUACAAGUGCACACGCGAGAAAAACCUUACCGCUGUGGAGUAUGCGGGAAAUGCUGCAGCUCCUCCGGCAGACUCCAGGAGCACCAGCGUAGCCACACAGGAGAAAAACCAUUCCGCUGCCAGAUUUGUGGAAAGGGCUUCACACAGAUGGCUCACCUGAAGGUACACAUGAGGAUCCAUACUGGGGAGAAGCCAUACAGUUGCCCUGUGUGUGGCAAAUGCUUCAGCCGUUCUGACAAAAUCAAAAGGCAUCUCCAGACCCAUAGCCGCGAGGGAACGUAUUUCUCAGGGCAAUGAUGCAAGUAUGUUGUUAAACAACCCAGUUUGUGAAUUAUAUUGAUGUGGGGAACUUUCCUACAAAAAGCUAAAAUUGCUGCCAUUAGGACAAGGCUUUUUUUCUACUUUCCAAGAACUAGGGAUUCUGCAACUCUUAGAGAAAGUUUCUUAUCUAACCUAAUACUUCUCCACGCCAUAGUCCCUCAAUAGAAUUUGUAUUAGCCAGUUUAGUAUGUCAUUUACUUAAUUUUGUAUUUGUCACUGAGUAUUAAACCUCUAAGACACAAUUUGAGUUAUUAGCUAGCCUUUCUGAAUUAUCUAGCCUUUCCUUAGUCAUAUAAUUAGCAUGAUGAAGUCUUCCACACAUGCCUUGAAACUGAGAUGCAUUAAGAAAUGCAACAAUGUGCAGCACGGUCACAGAUCAUCAUCAAUUCAUAUACAUAACUUGAGUUUUAAAAUGUACAGACUUGACAUCUGUCUCGUAAUAACUAUUUAAGGACCUAACAUGAAGAGUCAGUGUUUGCAUUACAGUGAUCUCCAUUUGGUUAAUUAACUAGAGAAUUGACAGCCUGACCAAUUAAGUCUGUGCAUCAUCUGUCUUCUAACACUGCCAGUAGUUGAUUUGUUCUAAUGUAGCAAUUUAAAAAGUGACACAAAUCAACCGAAAUGCCCCCGUAAGCUGUGGUCUUGAAAGGAUACAUUUUGAUUUGGCACUUCUCUCCACUUUAGUCAUUUUAACUUCAUUUUUCUUCUGAGUGCUGUUACAUUGUUGCAAAGCUAAAUACUGCCAUCUCACAUCGUCAGUGCUUCAUGUUGUCCAUUGAGAUAUGGACAGAUCUAUUGUGAAACUGCUCCACUAUUUUGUGAAAUAAUGUGAUAUUCUGUAAAAUACCACUAGUCUCGAUCUGCCAUGCAUUUAGGAAUUUUGUGGUGUCUUCUUUUUUAAUGACAUGCACUAUGGCAUCUGUGUAAGACGAUGCAAAAAAUUCACUCUAUAAUAGGGCCAUACAGUAUUAUCUGAAUCGUUUUUCAGGGGUCUCAGUCUGCAAAGAUUUACGUUCACCCAUGUUUCCACUACAAUAGUCCUUCACAUGUGAGCUACUUCAGGGGUGGCCUCAGUUGUGGUUUAUCAUAGAAUCAGGUUCUUCCGCUGCCCAUCUUGGACUGACACCCUGAACAGUAGACCCUACAGUUACCGUUCUCCUCUCAGGACUAAUGCUGCAUUCAUAACAUGAGGGCAUACCAGAAAUACUAAUGUCUGACUUGAAACAGCCAUUAUAAAAGUCAGAAUCUCAGGGUUCGUGAGUUUUCCCGUGGGGUUUGACCCUGCUUGUUGCAGGAAUAAACAAUUGAAAACAUGGAAAAAUAAACAAUUUGCAUCGCAAUGUCCGGCAGAAAGGUGAACUAAAUAAAGUAUGCUACCUUGUCAGAGCUCAGUUGUUUGCUCUGGGAUGCACACCAGUGAAACCUCCAUGUGUGAUGAAUGCAGCAUGAGAGAACUACAGCAAGUCCUCACAGCUCACCAGCAACCCUUCACUCACAGUCUUCUCCGGGACACCUUUGCUCCCCCUGCACAGACGCAUACACACACACACUCUCUACUGUACAGUGUUGUAUCAUUGCAUAUUAAAUGUUAUUUUUUAAUAAAGUAGUAAUUGAG
Messenger RNA from Dicentrarchus labrax (European seabass), 3013 nucleotides. RefSeq names its product zinc finger and SCAN domain-containing protein 21. Gene Ontology annotation, molecular function: RNA polymerase II cis-regulatory region sequence-specific DNA binding; DNA-binding transcription factor activity. The transcript is spliced from 2 exons. Lineage: Eukaryota; Metazoa; Chordata; Actinopteri; Moronidae. The coding region runs from base 421 to 1374 and encodes 317 amino acids. Gene Ontology annotation, biological process: regulation of transcription by RNA polymerase II. The record is from RefSeq and is a predicted model, not a curated record.